AAAGCAUCUUGUUUUCUUGGCAAACAGCUGCUGGUGUAGUGUGCGGUACCCUGUGAUGGAUAUAGAAACUUAACUGCUUCAAACCAAGCAACACAGCCCCUAGAUAUACCUCCCUUAUUCAACAUGCAUAUCUUCACCUAUCUACUAACAUUAACAUAUAUAUUAGUAGUAUGCUCCUUCAAGUUCAUCAUUCUCUCUAGCUAUAUUAAUAUCCACUAUUGUUUAGUGUUCCAUAUGGUUGUUCUAAUUGUACCUCGUUGGUUGCUGUCCCUUGUUCUUCUCCUUCACUUUCUGUUGUGUUGCUUAGGAGCAAAUGUUGUCACCGUUAAUGUUGCUGCUGCCAAGGGCCUUAUCAACACCGGCUACCUUUAUCUCGAUGUCAGAACUGUUGAAGAGUUUAGAAAAGGGCAUGUAGAUGCUGCUAAGGUCGUUAACAUUCCAUACAUGUUGGAUACACCCAAGGGUAAGGUGAAGAAUCCAGACUUUUUAAAAGAGGUUUCAUCUAUUUGUAACAAAGAAGAUCAUCUCAUUGUGGGUUGCCAAAGUGGAGUAAGAUCUCUGUAUGCAACUACCGAUCUUGUUGCUGAUGGCUACAAGGAUGUGAAGGACAUGGGAGGGGGUUAUAUGGAGUGGGUCAAAAACAAGUUUCCAGUGAAAUCAUCAUUAGGGAAAAAGGAUCUCUAAAGUGUUGUUGAUGAUAGGAACAUAUUUUCCAUCUUUGAGUUGUACAAUUGAAAUAUAUAGUUCUUCUUGUUAAUUGUUUGUAUCCAAAGUAUUUGGCAUACACAAUACUCAUUAAUUA
Messenger RNA from Arachis ipaensis, 802 nucleotides. RefSeq names its product thiosulfate sulfurtransferase 18. Gene Ontology annotation, molecular function: catalytic activity. NCBI's taxonomy places the organism in Eukaryota, Viridiplantae, Streptophyta, Magnoliopsida, Fabales, Fabaceae. The record is from RefSeq and is a predicted model, not a curated record.